Messenger RNA from Entrophospora candida, 813 nucleotides. The record is from the annotation of a GenBank genome assembly. Lineage: Eukaryota; Fungi; Glomeromycota; Glomeromycetes; Entrophosporales; Entrophosporaceae.
AUGCCAUCAUCAUACCUUAAUGACUGGAAACUUUUUUUAAGUUGGUUGACAAGCACAAAUUUAAAUGUUCAAAUACGUUGCUUAGUUAGAUUGGGUGAAAUUUUCUAUGAACCAUUGAUGCAAUUUAUGAUUGGUCAAGAUCCACAUCCAAGAAUUUAUACAGAAUCAGGAUUUAAAAACCUUCCAAAUGGCAGAAGAGCACAUGAAAUGCCAGACAAAGUUACAGAAUGGUUAUCAUUCCUUAGAGAUUUAAAAGAAAAUUUUGAUAUAAUAUUUGGGCAAGAAUUAUUGGAAGCACUCGAAUCACUUGAUUCAGAUGAAUGGGGUUCAUUUAAAUCUUGGGUAAAUGAACCUUCACAAAUUGAAAUUAAUUAUGCUGAACAGUUACAAAAUGAUGUAGAAAAUUUUUUUACUGAUGAUUUUGGUUUACAAAAUCGUCUGACACAAAAUCAAGAAUUUAAAAAAGAAUUUGAAGAAUUUUGCAAUACACUAGAUCCAACCCUUUCUAAUUUUCAAUUAUUAUAUUCAUUUGUAAAGGAAAAAAUUUAUUGUAUAAUCAUUCAUCAGCAACAAGUUGAAGGAUUAUUCAACAAAUUAGAUCUUAAAACACAUGAUAAUAUGUCAAUUAAUACUAAAAAAGCUAAAAUUCAACUCACUAAUGGUCCAAUUGAUAAGAUAAAUAUAGAGAAUAAUUUAAAUGAAAUCAGAGCUCAACAAAAGAGACAAAAGUUAAAUGUUUUACAAGAAAAUAUUCAACAACAUUAUGGUCAAAAUUAUGCAAAUUCAUUAUAUUCCAAUUUAUUUCAAAACUAA